GAUUCAAAGGGGUUACAAAAGCUUUUCUUCUUCUUUCUCUAUCCGUCGAGGUAGAAGAAAUCAAACAUAUCAGCAGCAGCCGCGGGGGGAAGCAGAAGCAGCAGGCGGAGCAGCCAUGGGUAUCGAUCUAGUUGCCGGGGGUAAGUCGAAAAAGACUAAACGCACUGCCCCAAAAUCCGACGAUGUUUAUCUCAAGCUUCUUGUCAAGCUGUACCGGUUUCUUGUGCGGAGGACUGGGAGCCAGUUCAAUGCCGUGAUACUGAAGAGGCUGUUCAUGAGCAAGAUCAAUAAAGCUCCCUUGUCUCUAUCACGCUUGAUUACUUACAUGAAAGGAAAGGAGGACAAGGUUGCUGUAGUUGUAGGGACUGUUACUGAUGAUGUUCGGGCUUAUGAAGUCCCUUCGCUCAAGGUUACUGCACUGAGAUUCACAGAAACAGCUAGAGCUAGGAUUGAGAAGGCUGGAGGAGAAUGCUUGACCUUUGAUCAGCUUGCUCUUAGAGCCCCUCUCGGGCAGAACACGGUACUGCUUAGGGGUCCAAAGAACUCGCGGGAAGCUGUUAAACACUUUGGUAGAGCUCCUGGUGUCCCACACAGCCACACGAAGCCUUAUGUUCGGGCAAAGGGAAGGAAGUUUGAGCGAGCAAGAGGGAAAAGAAAGAGCAGAGGUUUCAAGGUUUGAGGAAUUGCGAGUGUUUGAGUGCACGAUGAGAGAAUUUCUUUUAGAAGGUUUUCCCUACCUACUUUUUACCAUAUUAGCUUCUUUUUCUUGUCGAAUUUCUUAUUUCACCCCUGUUUCUGUGACACUCCAACCUAUAGCCGAUUUUGAAUGCUUUUAUUAUCUAUUCUACGAAAUUAAGCUGCCUUUAAAGGGAUUUCUUCAACAAUCAACAUUUACAAGGCUAUGCAGGAAAAUGAUACAAUAUGAAGACCCCCUUUUUAUUAUUUAAGCUCUUUUAUGCUCUGAUAGCUGUGCUUGCUUAAAAUUAGGUGAAAAGAUUGAAAAUUAGGGUUUAUUUCUCAGCAGAGGCAAAAAAAAUCAUGGUGCUUUCUUUCCAUCUACUCGAGUCUUUGCGGACAAAUUUAUUAGGUUUUUGUAUUGGUUGGAGAUAUCAAAAUCUGAUUGGACUAGUUGAUUUUCAUGCGAGCACUAUUGUAUUGAAAAACGUUUGAUUUAUA
Molecule: messenger RNA, 1176 nt
Organism: Nicotiana tabacum (common tobacco)
Lineage: Eukaryota; Viridiplantae; Streptophyta; Magnoliopsida; Solanales; Solanaceae
Product: large ribosomal subunit protein eL18y
Biological process (GO): translation
Cellular component (GO): cytosolic large ribosomal subunit; ribosome
Molecular function (GO): RNA binding; structural constituent of ribosome
Source: RefSeq, a predicted model, not a curated record